This is a messenger RNA of Enterobius vermicularis (human pinworm), 738 nucleotides long. The record is from the annotation of a GenBank genome assembly. NCBI's taxonomy places the organism in Eukaryota, Metazoa, Nematoda, Chromadorea, Rhabditida, Oxyuridae.
AUGAAUGGUUUGAAAGGUGUUCCGAUACGUGGGUUUCUAUUGGAUAUAAACGGCGUUUUAUACAAUACUACAAAAGACGGUCGUGGACAAGCUAUCCGAGGAUCAGCUGAAGCUGUGAAACGGUUAUAUGCGGAAAGUAAAGUGAAGUUCCUCAGUAACGAAAGUUGUGUAACGCCGGCGCGACUUGCACUUCGACUUUCGAAGCUAGGUAUUCCAGUUGAUCCUCGUAAUGUUUUUACACCACUGUCUGCGGCUGUAUCAUUUUUAAAGGAACACAAGUUGCGACCACAUCUGUUGGUCCAUGAGAAUGUGGAGGAAGAGUUUGCCGAAUUCCAGUCCUCCGACCCGAACUGUGUUCUCCUUGGAGAUGCAGAGGAUAGAUUUACUUUUGAGAACCUAAACAGUGCAUUUCGAGUUCUUCUAAAACAUCCCAUGAUCAUCGUUUUGGGAUUUGGAAAAUUUUAUCGUCGUGCUGAUGGGCAUGUGAUGGACGCAGGUUGUUAUGCAAAGGCGCUGCAGUAUGCUUCAGACGCUCGAAUUAAAAUUAUUGGGAAGCCUUGCAAGUCAUUUUUUGAACAAGGGUUAAGGGAAUUAAAUAUGAAAAAGGAAGAGGUGGUCAUGGUGGGAGAUGAUAUUCUUAGUGAUGUUGGCGCAGCACAGGCGAUAGGCAUAAGAGGAGUCCUGGUUCGAACUGGAAAGUGGAGAGAAGAAAGAAAGAAAGGAGGAUGGAAACUUUGA